Molecule: messenger RNA, 1194 nt
Organism: Penicillium chermesinum
Lineage: Eukaryota; Fungi; Ascomycota; Eurotiomycetes; Eurotiales; Aspergillaceae
Exons: 3
Coding region: 1-1194 (397 amino acids)
Biological process (GO): transmembrane transport
Cellular component (GO): membrane
Molecular function (GO): transmembrane transporter activity
Source: RefSeq, a predicted model, not a curated record
AUGAGUCUGAACGAAAGGAAUCUCGAAAGCCCGGUGAGCAUUGAGAAGGAGCCAAUGCAUCUCGAGAACAUUGAAAAACUCCCCGCGCUCGAAGAAGUAGGUCGGCUUGCAUCAUGGAGAGGAGCUUUGAUUCUACUCGUUACUUGUGGCUCCCAGUUCCUCGAUAAUGUCUUCAUGACAAGUUCGAACAUGGCCCUGGCUUCCAUCCAGGAGGAGUUCGACGUAUCAAACACCAACUUGCAAUGGAUGAUAUCGGCCUAUACCCUGGCAUUUGGUGGGUUUUUGCUGCUCGCUGGAUAUUUGUCUGAUCGGUACGGUAAAAAGGAAAUAUUGUGUGUCGGCCUGUUCUGGCUGUCAACAUGGACCCUGGCAAUUGGCUUCGGCCAAUCAUUCAUUCAGAUCACUGUGUUCCGUGGUAUCCAAGGCAUUGGAGCCGCAAUGACCGUCCCGUCCGCGAUCGGAAUCAUCAGUUCGUACUUCAGCGGCGUUGAUCGAACAAGAGGCCUCUCGAUUUACGCCGCAUCGGGCACCGUUGGCUUCUGCACGGGCCUGAUCUUUGGAGGGUUCCUCACAUCCUCCCUCGGCUGGCGAUACAUCUUCUACCUGAUUGUGAUCAUCACUGGAUCUCUCUGUAUCCUCGGCCUGAUUGUGCUGCCAAAGGAUCGUGCCGACGAGAAGUUGAGACCCAAGAUGGAUUACCUUGGAGCAUGUCUUUCGACUGCUGGUCUGAUUCUCUUGCAGUUCGUCCUUUCCAGUGGAGGUGUCUACGGAUGGGGAACGCCUUUCAUCAUCGGUCUGCUUGUGCUGUCAGUCUCCUUGCUGGUCGGAUUCAUUCUGCUGGAGAAAUUUAUCCCCAACCCACUUAUGCCUCUUUCUCUAUGGAAGAUCCACAACUUCGCGGGACUCUGGCUCGCUGGAUUCAUCGAUGAGUUGUCUGCUGGUAGUACCGCUCUCCGGUUCCUGCCCAUGGGAGUGAUUGGUUUCGUCGCUUCUCUGGGUACAGGAAAGGCCCUUGAAUACAUGAAUGCCAAGUAUCUUCUUAUCGCGGGCCUUGUGCUCUCCGUGCUCGCUCCUUUACCGAGCGCCCUGACUGUUACGUCUUCUAAUGACUUGUACGUACCAGACCGUCCCAAUGAUAAAGAAAUAAAAGCUAACCAUCUGCUAGCUGGGUCAACACACUCGGAUCAUCUCUGA